Didymodactylos carnosus is the source of this 4046-nucleotide messenger RNA. The record is from the annotation of a GenBank genome assembly. Lineage: Eukaryota; Metazoa; Rotifera; Eurotatoria; Philodinida; Philodinidae.
AAGGUCUUGCGUAAGAUCUUGGGUACAAAAAUGUCCUGAGAUCUUGUACCCAUUUUUUCAAGAUCUAGUGCCAAAUCUUAACGUAAGAUCUUGGGCAAGAUCUUGGUUUCAAGAUGUUGGACUAGGGUGUAUAGACUGAGAGGACCUGAAUGGAUGUACCCCAAUAUAAAGCUAAAAAGUCCGAAGGAAUACUGGAAGUAUUUCCGAUGGAUGCGCCAUAACAGACUAUCUAUAUUCUAUAAGUUUUAUUAUCCGUAGAUGACUUUUUUAAUGUUAUAAAAAUGGACUGGUUUCUAGCGGUAUCUAUCUCCCAACGACAGAAACUUUUGUUUAGUUUUAUUUCUCUCUGCUUCAGUAAUUAUUUUUUCACUCAUUUCUUUGAAUAUUUUCUCUCUUGUGUAAAAAAUAAUUUUCUACUUUUCUCUCUUGUGAUUCGCUUAUCCAUAGAAUAUCUGACAGCCAUUUUUCCGUAUUUUGCACACACACACACACAGACACACAGCUUCAGACAGACAAUCAUUUUGUAAGACUCUAGACUAAAGUCAAGGGAAGAACGAUGAACGCCUUACUAAGAGCCUCAAAAUUAAUUUAACAAGACUUAAGAACUGUUUUCUUUUCCUUGAGAGAGGAAUGUUUUAUACUUUAGUAUCACCCUUCUAUUUUUGAUCUAUUCGUUUGAUUAAUCUUGUUAUAUUUAUUAAGCGGCGUUAACAUGCACCAUUUCAGUUCGAUUAAAUGUGCGUGUGAAUGGUGACUCUAGAAAUAUUUCGUUAUCUGUUUGAUAUACAUCUGAUUCGAGUAUUUUAUAAUAUUAAAUAUCGAUUGAAUUUACUGCUAGGUUAUUCUUAGCUUUGCUUUGAUUUGAGUACAACGUCAAAAUAAGAGUUUGUCCAUUAUAUGAUGCAACUAUUUUUAAAAAAAAUGUGUUUCUUGCGAAUAUUGAACAAAUGAACAUGACAAGCAGUAAAUUUAUUUCCAUCAUCGGUAAUUCAGAAUCUAUCAAAUUUAGACUUGAUAGCAUUCGUUCGUUUGUCGUUGGAAGAAUUUCGAUAUACUUUGGCAGCAAAGCUAUACAAAACACAAAUAGCUUAAAACUAUUUAAUUUGUAGGAUAAAUGUUAAAAUACGUGAUUUUUGAAAUAUUUUCAUUUGAUUAUUCAUCGUUGUCAAAAAUCUUCUUAAAUGAUGAGCAUCAAUGUACACAAAUUGAAUAAAUUUUGGUAAUAGUCGAUUGAAUAUUGAAUGUUUGAUAAUCAAUUUCAUUUCAAAUACACAGUUUUCGUUUGUAGUAAAAUAUUUGAAUGUUAACCAAAUCGUUAAAAAGAACAAGAAUAUGAAAUAAUCAGAAUUCCGUUUUAUUUUCAUAUUUCAUAAAAUACGCUCCUAUAGUGGAGUAAAUAGUCAUUUUUGAAGUUCAGAUUGAAGUACGCUUGCGUCAGUUUUGAACUCAAGCUUAGAUCUACAGAAAAGUUUCAUUAGAUUCAGUAUGGUUUGUUCAACAAUUUUAGCUCAGUCAAAACUGUGAUUAAUUGAUACUAUUUUUCACAGCAGAAGAUAAUUUUCUCAUUGAGUUAAAGGAAAUACUUGCGUGUGUUUGUAUUUAGUAUCUUUUUUGAGUAAAAAAAGGUUCGAUUUGAAAUCUUUUGUACAAUUAUCUGUCGUGUGAUGUAGUCUUGACGACUUUCAACCAAUGAAUCGAGUUAAAAAUUAACAUCCAAUUUUGAGACGAUCUACCGCCUCUACUUUGUACUAGAUGUUCGAAAGAUGUUCCGUUUGAUUCGACCAUGUAGCCGAUUAAUUCCUUUAACAACAAGUAAAACUGAGUAUCAUACACAAACAGCUGUAGUUACUGAGCAACCACCUAAAAAAAAUUCUGUUCGUCUACGUAAAAUUGAUGUUAAACAAUUGUUUGAUGAUAGUUCAACAACAUCACAACUGCCAUCAUCUAUAAAAUCUGAAACUCGCAAAAAGCCAACACCAAGAGAAGCCCAUGCUUCUCAUGAUAAUUUUCCUGACAAUGAUAUUAUUAAUCGAAAUAAAAUAAAUCAACAAAAAAUAUCAUCAAAAAAGUAUCCAUCAUCGAAAGUGAAUUUGACGGGUGAUGUUUCACAACGACUAGAAUCUAUUUUACAUGCAUCACCUCUCUCAACAACCGAUAAUUUAUUUGAAUCACCAGAACAAGAUCAAAAAGAACGACGACAACAACAACCUUAUCAAGAAAAACAACAAGAUGAACAACAAAAGUUUUCUGACUCUUCACAACAACAAUCGGCAACUCAACAACGUUCUGGAUCAUUAACUGCAAUGAUUAGACAAUCCACUAAUAUCAAUGAAUUAUUAAGUAUUUUUGAUAAAUACAUUUUACCAGUAGAAUUUGCUAUUGGCUUACAAAAAUUGUGUGAUUUGUCAAGCGGAGAUCCAGAUGUACUUAAAAUAUAUUUACAAUCAGAUGAUUCAAGAACAAGAAUAGAAGGAUUAUUAUUAUCAUUUCUUUCUAAAUUCACUGAUCCAGAAGUGGUAACAGCAAUUAAUUUUCUAAUGAAAUUUUAUAUUGAAGAUAAUGAAUUUACUGAAAAAGUAUCUGUGGGAUUAUCAGCACGUUUACGUCGAAUAACUGUUCACCAGAUUGUUCGUAUACUUGACUUAUUAAAAUUACAUCGUCAUACAGCACAAUGGUUACAUCAUAUUUAUAAUCGUUUAUUAACAUUAGCUGAAGGUCGAUAUUUUGAAUUUGAUAAUAUUCGUGAUAUAUUAGCUAUUACAUACAAAUUAUCAUAUAAUGAUCGUUUGAUAAAUCGUCUCGAUGAACGAAUUUUAGAAAUAGCUGAAACAUUAACUUAUGAUGAUUGGUAUAAAAUUUUAAUUAAUAAAUCAAUGUUAAAACGACGUGAUCGUACAAUAUUGCGUGCAGCAUGUUAUCAUCUACUAAAAUCACCUAUAUUACCAUUAGAUAAAAUAAGAGAUUCAUUAUUUGCUUGUUCAAUGUUAAGUAUACACGAUAAAAUAUUUUUAGAAAAAUUAAUUCAAGAUGCUUAUCAACAAGCAAAUGAUAUUAAUGAUCCAUUUAUGCUUCAUUCAUUGGUAACAUCAAUGGGUACGUUACGUUUACGUCACUGUGAAUUAUUGGAUCAUCUCGGUACAUUACUUGUUGAAAAUAAUCAUGUAUUUGGUACAAGUCAAAAAUGUUUACAUUCAUUUAUUCGUACAUGUGCUGCCGUCAAUUAUAAUUCAACAACACUAUUAGAUUCUCUUAUUACUGAUAAUAAAUUAAAUUUAAAUGAAAAUACAGUAUUAGCGGAUAUGACUGAACAAACACCUACAACAAGUUUAACACAAGUCGAUGCUGAUAGUAUUCAUAAUAAAAAUAAAAUUGAUUUAGUUUGGUCAUUGGCUAUUUUAAAUCGAGCUACUCCAGAACAUGUAUCAACUGUUCUAGAACAUUAUACAUUUCAACAUGUACAAAAUGAAAUAGCAAAUUCAAAAAUAGCCAGUGCACUCAAACUUUUAUCUAUCUAUUCGUAUAGUUUACAAAAAUUUUCAAGAAAAUUUUUGAAACCACCAUUUAGUGUUGAACAUUUAGCUCAGCUAACAAUGAAAAGUUCAAAUAUUCAAGAGCAAUUAGCUAAAGCGGUAACAACAUUCGCACCAGAAAAUAAAUUUUCAAAAUUUAGCGUUAUUACAUCGAAUAUGAUUGUUAUUGAUUGUUUGAUGGUUGUUGAUAAAACUGGACAACCUCAAGAUUUAAGUACAAUAAUAACUGGUGAUUCAAAUAAUCAAGCAUUUAAUAAAGUUCGGAUAGAUGAAAAUCGAUUUAAAGUAGCAAUAAAAUGUUUAGAUUAUCAAGAUAAAACAUUAAUAACAAAGUCAAUAUCGGGAUCGAUGGCAUUACAAUAUAGGUUAUUAACGGCACUGGGAUACAAAUGCGUUCUGAUUGAUUAUGCUGAAUUUUCUCAGAUUCAAUUGCCUGCUGAUCGUGGACAAUAUGUGCAAAGAAAAAUUAAACAAAGUAUAAACGUUAAUAAUACCGAUACACAAAUUUCGCAAUAA